AUGAAACUAAAACCAGCCAUUCUUGUGAUAGUACAUUUUCUUCAAGGCUGCAUUGUGGAUGGGCAUACGAUUUGCAAAAAAUAUUCAACAUUAGAAUGGAGAACUCAGCCAACAGUGCAUGUAGUGAAGUGGUCCCUGACCCAAACCAUCUGUUUCAACACUUACUCAGACUGCUGGAAUACUGAUUCAGAUCUCAAAAGCAACAACCUAGAAAUGAUAAUUCCAACUCAUCUACAGCUUUGUCCUCUGCAACUUCAGCUGGGAGAUUCUCUUUUUGUUUCUUCUGAGCCAUCUUUUCAAUCAUAUGGAAUGAACCUGGCCAGUGUCUCCUUGCAAGAAUUUAUGAGGUGCCCUCAAGAAGAUGUCCCUCAGAAAGAGCUAAUUUUUGGUUGCAGGUUAAGAGGAAUGCAUCAAAUUGACCCAAAGUGGCUUGGGAUUGGAACACAUUACUUUGUAGAAACCCCUGCUAGAGGACCACCUUUAUGUAAUUUAGGGCUUAGACUGAAUAUAACAGUAAAACAGCAUCUUUGCCAGCAAUCCCCAAGUGCACCUUUCUGCUCUGGACAUGGAAAAUGUCUAAGUCAUGCCUGGGAUGAAGCAUAUCAUUGUCUCUGUAACCAGCCAUACUCAGGACAAUUCUGCCAGCAAUCUGAUGUGUGCUUCAGUAAGCCCUGUUACAACAAUGCUUCCUGUGUUAGCCGAGGGGGAAAAGGAGAAAAUGGUGGAGAUUACUAUGAGUGCACAUGCGCUCCAUUGUUUGCAGGCAAGAACUGUUCAGAAAUCAUUGGACAAUGCGAGCCACAUAGUUGCCACCAUGGCAACUGCAGCAAUGUAACUCCAAAUACUCACCAGUGCCAAUGCAAUAAGGAUUUUUCUGCAUCCAGAGAUCCAUCUAUACUUUCCAGGGCAUCCCUAAAUGGUGUUAUCGACAGUGUUAGCAACAUAGUAGCAUUUAUGCAACACUUUAUACUGUACAAAGCACUUCAGAUGCAACAUCUUGUUAUGCUUGGCAACGACCCUGAAAAGUUACUCUUGAGUGUGGCAGUAGGAGAGAUGGCACAACUACUGUUUACAGAGGCCCAUGCUUUACUUGAACUUGUUGAUGCUAAGGGGGCCCCAUGCUUACCUGAAACUAGGGCUGUUGAUUCAGUAAAGACCAACCGGAAAAAUACCGAAUAA
Euleptes europaea (tarantolino) is the source of this 1179-nucleotide messenger RNA. RefSeq names its product eyes shut homolog (gene EYS). NCBI's taxonomy places the organism in Eukaryota, Metazoa, Chordata, Lepidosauria, Squamata, Sphaerodactylidae. The transcript has 4 exons. The record is from RefSeq and is a predicted model, not a curated record. Bases 1 to 1179 code for a protein of 392 amino acids.